AUGGAUGUAAAAGUUUUGCCUGUGAAGUGUAAACAACGAAGUCACGAAAAUCACGCAGCGAAGAGUGCGACAAGGAUCAACAAAUUCAUUGCAACGAUCUGUCUUGCACUGUCCAUGUCUACCACCCGUCCGUCGAGCCUCCCAUCGGCCAACCGCAUAAGCUUCCGUAAGAACAAUGUCGCUUGGCUUGGUCAGCUCGCACCAUCGGUUUCACUUUGGCAGCGACUGUGCCUUCGGUCACCGCCAAUGGACAACGCUGGACACAUCGUCCAUCGUAGCCAAAUCAACGGUCUGCGUUGGACACGUUUUUCUUGCAUCCAACUGAACGCCGGCUUUGUGUCAAUCAAGAACCUGUUUCGCUAG
Soboliphyme baturini is the source of this 363-nucleotide messenger RNA. The record is from the annotation of a GenBank genome assembly. Lineage: Eukaryota; Metazoa; Nematoda; Enoplea; Dioctophymatida; Soboliphymatidae.